Molecule: messenger RNA, 1270 nt
Organism: Suillus plorans
Lineage: Eukaryota; Fungi; Basidiomycota; Agaricomycetes; Boletales; Suillaceae
Exons: 2
Coding region: 963-1235 (90 amino acids)
Source: RefSeq, a predicted model, not a curated record
CACCAUAUUGUGCGAUAAUUGUAGGCUCUGUUUGAUCACGAUAAUGGCCACAUCAAAUUGCACUGUAGUAGCUACAGUACACUGGGCUAUAGGCAAUGAGCACGGAAGUAAAGUAGUAAGUAGAGAUACGAAUAUGCGAAGGGAAAGUACUGAAUAUGAAAGUGACGAUGCAAAGGUAGUCAUGUGUAUGAUGUGAGCCAGCAGAGACAAGGGAAAAAGUGAAAGUGAAAGGCACACAAUAACCCAUGACAGCGCUAGACAGUAUGAGAGCACACGAGAGGGAUCAAGAACGUGCGAGAGCAUGCAGGGAUGGUGCGAGAUGGUGCAAAAGGGUGGAGGAAGGUUUCAGAGGAUGCGGGGGGAUGCCGAAGGCUACCAAAGUUAGAAGACAAAAAGAAAAGAUAGAACUUACAUGUGUACGAGCUUUGGUUAGCUUAGGGAGUGAACAAAACAAGAAAUUACCGUAGAGUUGAGUGCGGGAGAUGCUAGCUAGCAGGUAAAUGUGGGAAUAAACUCACUCGAAUGACGCAAAAGGGUGCAAGAGAUGCAGUGAGGGACGACAAAAUGUAAGAGGUGGCAGCGGCAGGGCGUAAGCUGUCACAGUAGGGCGUGGUAAGCAGCGCAAUGCAAGGAAGAGUCUCUGAGUAGUACUACUAUUGAUAUUAAGAGAAAAACAUAAAAGGACUUACGAGGGCGACGACAGCUGGUGAGGGAACAUUAUUAGCUAGAACAUAACACUCGCGGCGGGAAAGAGGUAACGGUGUGGCCCACCGUGUGGGUGGCACUUAUGUGAGAUAAGUCUUAGAGACGGACGGAUCUCGAAGUCGGAACUUCAAGCUCAAGCUUCGAGUUCGGGGUCCUAUGAGGUAAAUGACUUAGCAAAAAUUAUAACGUACGUGUCAAGUUGCUGUCGGCCGAAUUCGUGGUCAAACUGCGGCACAUCUUGGAUCGGUACAUGAUGCAUGCAUAUAGAUGAGACCAAUCACCAUGUGUAUAUAAGACCUAUAGCUACUUCGCACAUUUCGUGUACAAGCUUUACAUUUCGCCCAUAUCUGCUAUGGCUUGCAUACAUGCUACGAUCUCAUGCAUACCUCCACACUUCUGUUAGUUACUUUACAAGCUUCGUACCCUUCCGGUACAAGUUUUACAUCUUACACGUGUCUGUUACUACUUGCAUAUGUGCUACAAUCUCGUACAACCAUCUACCAGGGUUUGUAAGCCAUAAAAGGCAGUAACCAGCCAUACACGCGAACUGUUCUUUUGUUGAUGC